CAUGCGUAUUUUCAGUGGCAUUUAAACAACAACAAUAACAAAAACAAAAACAGCACGAGGGCCGAAGUCGAGGCAAGAAACAAAAGGGGUCAGAGGCUGGUACUCGCGGCGUCUCGGCUCGCUUUGUUUAUUUUUCAAGCCACCCCGGAGGAGCCGCCGGGAGCUUCUCCUGCAGCAGUCUCGGCAAGCGCACCAGCCAGCCUGAGCGAGUCACACGCUGCAUACACGCAUCCCCGCGCUGGGCCGACCGAGCGGGCGGGCGUUGGAGGAGGGGCAAGGAAGCGAGCGAGGCGGCCGAGGAAGAAGAAGCGCGCCGAAGAAGAGGGAGAGAAGGGGAAACCCCUGCGACCGCUGCGUCUUUCUCUAGCCGUGAAAGAGGCGGGGGCGAGGAAGGAGCCGCGUGAGCUCAGUCUCCCCGCUGUGCGCCCACCCGCGGCGCUGCGUGGCAGCCCCUCGGCUGCAGCGGAGCGGUGCUGACAUCUUCCAGCUCCCUCGGUUUCACUAUGGACAGCUUCGAUUUGGCGCUCCUGCAGGAAUGGGACCUGGAUUCUCUCUGUGUCUAUGAUCUUGACAGAAAUAUGUUACGCAGAAAAGAAUGGGAAAGGAGAAAUCAGGAGACCCAGCAUGAAGAUCGCAUAUUUAAUGCCAGUUAUUCUCUCUUCAGUGAACCAUACAAGACAAAUAAGGGGGAUGAAUUGUCUAGUCGUAUCCAGAAUACACUGGGUAACUAUGAUGAAAUGAAAGAAUUGUUGACCGAUCACUCCAAUCAAAGCCAGCUUGUUGGUGUUCAAAAGGUCUGUAUGUCACAAGGAUCUAUGAACAAAAUGGAGGAGCACUUUGCUGCUGAAACAAUGACUCAUACUCAGACUUCUAUUUGCAGUCCUCAGUCUUUGCCAGUGACACUGUCUGGACAGCUAAACAAGAAUGCAAUGGGUUGGCAGAAACCUGGGCGUUCCUUAGAGAAUCAGCAGAGGGGAGGUAAACAUAAGCAUGGACUGCCAGAUUCACAGAGUAAUGAUUUCAGAAUAGCUAACCAAAAGAGCAGCUUGGAAAAGAUUAUGUAUUAUGUACACAGUCCUUCACCACCAUCUUCAUCCAGUACUAUUCAAGGUCCUUUACCAUCCUUAUUUGUAGAGAACAUUCAAACACAACAACAGUCAAAGUUGAGCUGUGCCACAGAGACUGGAGUCCAGGCUCAAGAAAGACCAGCUAUGCAUAGCAAUGGACAUUGUGUACAAAAUUUUCAUCUUGCUCUUGCUUCAAAACCAAAUAUAAUUCAGCAGAAACCAACAGCUUAUGUGAGACCAAUGGAUGGUCAAGAUCAGGCUCCUGAUAAAUCUCCAAGAUUAAAGGUGCCGGAUGAAACCAGCAUGCUCUGCACCUCAUACAGAGAGAUGUCUUCUGUUAAAAAUGAAUCGGCUAGAAUCAAAUCAAAAGUAACGAAGUGUGGCAUGUCCGAACAAGAAGAGAACCUGAUAUGCCUUCAGUUCAUGAAAUUGACUUCGGUAGAGUGA
Crotalus tigris (Tiger rattlesnake) is the source of this 1514-nucleotide messenger RNA. RefSeq names its product AF4/FMR2 family member 3-like. Gene Ontology annotation, cellular component: super elongation complex. The coding region runs from base 504 to 1514 and encodes 336 amino acids. The record is from RefSeq and is a predicted model, not a curated record. The transcript has 4 exons. Gene Ontology annotation, biological process: regulation of gene expression. Lineage: Eukaryota; Metazoa; Chordata; Lepidosauria; Squamata; Viperidae.